Messenger RNA from Talaromyces stipitatus ATCC 10500, 2657 nucleotides. RefSeq names its product GARP complex subunit Vps53, putative. Gene Ontology annotation, cellular component: GARP complex. The transcript is spliced from 3 exons. Gene Ontology annotation, biological process: retrograde transport, endosome to Golgi. Bases 1 to 2580 code for a protein of 859 amino acids. NCBI's taxonomy places the organism in Eukaryota, Fungi, Ascomycota, Eurotiomycetes, Eurotiales, Trichocomaceae. The record is from RefSeq and is a predicted model, not a curated record.
AUGUCCGUCAACGAUAUGUCAGUUUCAGAUCCUCUGGAUGCAGUCGAUUAUGAUCCCAUUGCGCAUCUGAACGGCAUCUUCUCCCACCCAUCCACACUCUCUUCAGUCUCGCAGACCUCCGAAGCACUCCGAAAAUACCAAAACGAGCUAGACACCGACAUUGCGCGACUGGUAGAGGAGCAGGUCACUUCCAAUGCGGAGAGUGUGCAACGUAUCCAGGCCGCCAAGGCGGAUCUGUCUGAGCUGUUCAAGAAGAUAGACGAUGUGCGGGAACGUGCGUCUAGGACAGAGCAAUCGAUUACCGAUAUGACUGCGGAUAUAAAGCAACUGGAUAAUGCGAAGAAGAAUUUAACUGUUUCCAUGACGGCGCUGAAGCGUUUGCAGAUGUUGACGACCGCUUACGAACAACUACGAGCAUUGGCGAAGACACGGCAGUAUCGUGAUUGCGCGCAGCUACUCCAGGCUGUUAUUCAACUCAUGGCGCACUUCAAGUCAUAUAGAUCAAUAGAUCAGAUAGCUGUCUUGAGUAGAAAUGUGGCAGAUGUUCAACGUGAGCUACUCGAGCAGGUCUGCGAGGAUUUUGAAAUCACAUUCGCCAAAGGCGAGGUCGUACAAAGGCGAGUGAUGCUCGCGGAAGCAUGUCUGGUUAUGGAUGCUUUGGGUGAUAAUGCACGGUCGAGGUUGACAACCUGGUAUUGCAAUACACAACUUCGUGAAUAUCGACAGGUCUUCCGUGGCAAUGAGGAAGCUGGAUCAUUGGAUAACAUAUCUCGUCGCUACUCUUGGUUUAAGAGGAUGAUGAAAACAUACGAUGAAGAGCAUGCAAAUAUAUUCCCGGCAUCAUGGAGGGUCAAUGAAGUGCUAGCGAAUACUUUCUGUGAAUCUACUCGAGAUGACUUCAAAGGCAUUCUGUCAAGAUCUGUCCGGAGUGGACAGACGAUAGACGUCAACCUAUUACUUUCAUGUUUACAGGAAACACUCGAUUUCGAACAUUCGCUCGAUCGAAGAUUUGCACAAACCUCAAGGGCAUCCAUGGAUACAGUAGCAUCCUCUGUCGAAUCUCCCUUUGCCAUACAGAGCAUUUCCGAAGCUUUCGAGCCAUACCUGGGAGUGUGGGUUGAAGCACAAGACAAACAGUUGGCUGCUUUGCUGCCCAAGUACCGACAACAACCGCUGAAGCGCGAGGAUGAAGAGUUCCAUGCGCAGCUUGUCAUUUCAUCUUCCACGGAGCUAUUCACCUUCUACCGACAUUCCCUUGCACAGUGCGCAAAGCUUUCUACGGGUAGCAGUUUGGCCGAGUUGUCGAAAGUCUUUGCGAAAUACCUAGACCAGUAUGCACAGCAAGUUCUUCUCCACUACAUUAGUGAACGAGCGACGACUCACACGCCGUCCAAAAUACCUUCAAUUGAAGAUCUUAUUUUGGUACUGAAUACGGCAGAUUAUUGCUACACUACUAGCACACAAUUAGAAGAGAAGAUCAAGGGUCGUAUUGACGAGAAGUUCAGAAACACUGUUGAUUUCGAAAGUCAAGCCGAUGCUUUCAUGGGGAUUGCCAGCGCUGCUGUUCGAGGACUUGUCCGCAAGCUUGAAGUGCAGCUUGAGCCGUGUUGGCGUGAAAUGCGAAACUUUCCUUGGAACAAACUGGAGAAUGUUGGCGACCAGAGCCCCUACGUUGGAGAGUUACUUUCAAAGACCAAGACGCAGGCGGAAGAAAUUUUGCAAUCGCUUCACAAGCAACAGUAUGCAAGAGCGUUUGCCGAUCAUAUCGUUGAGUUUAUAUCGAACACUUUUAUCACUACAGUCUAUUCAUGUCGACCAGUGUCUGAAUCUGGCGCUGAACAGAUGUUACUCGAUCUCUACACUCUGAAGAGUGGCUUAACGUCAUUGCUUCCUUCUCCUACACCUCCCGGUUUCGUGAAGCGAGUCAACUCGAGCUUUACAAAAGUUGACUGUCUUUUGAAGACGGUUCAAGUCCGUCCGUCACCACCCGAAGCCCUGGUUCAAGCGUAUCUCAUCCACAUCGCCGAUCGUAGCGAACCCAACUUCCGUCGAAUCCUGGAAGUCAAGGGUAUACGAUCUAAGCAAGACCAGAGCCAACUCGUGGAAUUGUUCAACUUGCACCGAGCCUCCGAGCGCCAUGCUCCUAAUCUACAACAAAGUAAUCCACUUUUUGCAUUUUUGCAGCCUUCAGCACCGACUUCAGGCCCCGGUGGAGCAGGAUCAACAGUCUCUCAAGGGCUAAGCAAUCUAGGCACAACUGCAGCCACAUCAAUCACGGGACCCGGUCGAUUUGACCCAUCCACUCUUGGUUCUGCUAUCAUUUCUGCUGCAAGAGACGGUGUUGAGCGAUUUCCACUUGGCUCUGGUGCCACAAUGACGGGCUCUGGCCCUACAUCUCCCGGUCCUGAAGGAGGACAACGUGUGACAAACGAUGGGUUCGAUGCAACUGGUACUUCUACCCCUUCUUCGGCAACUACGCAGUUGAACGAGAAUCUGAAGAAUAUUGGAAAGUUUUUCCGGCGUGAUCUUGGAGGGUUUGGUGGGAGGUUUGGUCGUUCGGCUGAUGAUUCUAAUCGGUGAAUAUGUAGCCUUAAGUAGAGGUUAUUCAUGCUCUUGCAGUCUCUCUUAUACCUAACUAUGAAUACUUUCCUAGUCCC